Molecule: messenger RNA, 7267 nt
Organism: Megalobrama amblycephala (Wuchang bream)
Lineage: Eukaryota; Metazoa; Chordata; Actinopteri; Cypriniformes; Xenocyprididae
Gene: nwd1
Product: NACHT and WD repeat domain containing 1
Exons: 19
Coding region: 914-5791 (1625 amino acids)
Molecular function (GO): protein binding; ATP hydrolysis activity
Source: RefSeq, a predicted model, not a curated record
UUCCGUACCCACUGUAUAUAUAAUAAAUAUGAAGUAUCAUUCUUUAAAGGUCACGGUUAAAAUUGCAGCUUAAAAUAAUAUCAGAUCAUUUUCCACAUUUAAUGUAAUAUUGAAACUGUAAUUUUUGUAAGAAAUAAAGUCCCUUUGUUUUUCAUGUUAAUAUAUUACAUAAAUUGCACAAUUUUGCCUGAGGCAAAGUAAGUUUUGAUCAUGAUUUAAAGCAUCAACCUGGCGCCUGAUUCCUUGGUGAGCAUAGACUUAGGUUAUUCUCUCUCGGGACUGAAGGGUUCUGAGCGCAUUAGAGAGGCUAGAAACAAACAACACAGAGUAACAAUGAACAGAUGAAGAGGUUCAGCGCAAUAAAAUCACCUGCUCCUGUGGGAGUAUGCUCAGUUUAUCAAGUUAACAUGAAUACUUGGCAUUUAAAAACAUAUUAUAAUUAUUUGUAAAGAGGCAACAAUUAUUCCAAGAUCUUUGACUCAUAAUCAGAAAUGAAAAGCAACAGUAAAUGCAUUUAUACUUGUCAGGUUAAUUAAACGUGUGGCAGCUGCUCCUGGUCUCCAGGGUCUGAUCUCUGCUGCAGGCGGCGGGUCGUAAACACUGUGUCUCUCUCGGCCUUCCUGAUCUCAGUGGAUAAAAUGACGGGUACAGUGAAGAACAAACAAUUGUGCUGGAGUGCUUCGCAACAGAGCUGUUUUCUUUUCCUUAUAGUGGAAUACUGUGGAAAACGUAUUUUUCGUCCAGGGGCUCAAUUUAUAUUGGGCUUUCAGAUCUUUCACAGUGAUGCUCAGUAUUUCUGCAGCUCAUUAUUCAAUGCUGUAGAUUUUUUGGAGGGUCACUAAGAUUUAAGUGGGUUAUGAGGACAGGAGUGCAGGUGACCAUACUCUAGAUUUAUUAAAGUGUGUUGGUCAGGAUGGCUGUGGUUGAGAUGAGCGAAGCUCUUGGAUUGGAGGCUCUACGGGGUCAGAGCGCUGAUGCUCUACAACCUGUUUCCAGAAUGGUGCGGGUGUUCAUCAGCUCCACACACUCAGACAUGAAAAAUGAGAGAAAUGCAUUCUGGGAGAAGGCCUAUUCUGAGUUGCAGGCCCACUGCCAAAGUUUGGGUCUCGUCUUUGAGUUAGUGGAUCUCAGAUGCGGAGUGCGUGACCUCAUUGCAGCAGAUCAUUUGACAACGGAACUGUGCAUUAAAGAAAUUGAAACCUGUCAGAGAAUAUCAGAUGGACCGACUUUUAUUGCUCUGCUCGGUAAUCAGUACGGCCAUCGCCCCAUCCCAAACCUUAUACCAGAGACGGAGUUUGAGUCGCUGGUAUCAAAACUUUCCAAAGAUUCAGAUAGUUUAAUGCUCCUUAACCAAUGGUUCUCCAAAGACAGUAACUCAGUCCCACCCAUAUAUAUCCUCCAGCCAAUCACAGCUCACUAUCCUCAUUAUAAUGACAGGGGUUCUGAGAACGGACAGUUGCGUGAUAAUGAUGUCAUAUCCUGGAAUCUGACAGAGUCACGACUGCUGCAGGCUCUCCGCACUGCUGCCCAACAGGCUGAGAGAGACGGGGAUAUCAGUGUUGACCAUAAGCACAAGUUUUUCAAAUCUGUGUUAGAAUAUGAAAUGGAGCACGGAUUUCUCAAGACUCAAAGGGAUGCGUCAGCUGUGCUGUUUAUUCGUGAACUGCCUCGACUUAGUAAAAGAGAGUGCAAGAAAAACUUUGCAAAGUUUCUUCUGGACGUCACAGCUGACGGCUUGCUUGACACAGAAGCCCGGGAGCUCUUGGCUGACCUGAAGCAACGCAUCUGCAACACCGGUCGCCUCCAACCUCUCUGCAUGGAGCUCAGCAAAGGAGCCAUGGACCCGAGCCGCAAAGAACACAAGGAAUACCUGGGAAAACUGUGUGAGCAGGUAACAUCUCAAAUAAAGGAAAUGAUCAGCAGGAAUGCUCUGCAAACUUCAGGAGGUUGUAGCACAGGAGAUCCAGGAUGGUCUUGGUUGAAACAGGAGCUCUUCCAUCACGCCAUGCUGAGCGAGGAGAAGUGUUCUGUGUUUAAAGGGAGGGACAGCAUUCUGGGAAAGAUCUGCAUCACCAUGUGGGAGUCCACUAAUGCUUGCCAUGAACCUCUUCUGGUUCAUGGACCUUCAGGGGUUGGUAAAACAGCUCUGCUUUGCAAACUGGCACAGGAAAUGAGAGGCGUUGUUGAUCAUCGGGGAGUUGUGGUGCUGAGGCUGCUGGGAACAUCUCCACUCAGCUCGGAUGUUAAAUCUGUUCUCAGUGGUCUAUGUCUUCAAGUGUGUGGAGCUUUAGGGUUGAAGUUCCCCCACCCGCAUAUUGCCAACACGCACGAAGAGCUAGUCCGGUUUUUCCAUUCCAUGCUUGAAGACGUGUCAAAACAAGGAGACAUGCUCCUGCUCAUUCUAGACUCAGUGGACCAGCUGUUAGAGCCAGACAAGCCUCAUAAACUAGACUGGAUACCAAAAGCGAUCCCACCUAAUGUACAUAUUGUGCUCUCCAUGUCUGAUGAAUGUGUUGAGAAAUGUAAAUCUUUGGUUUCAGCAGAACAAAACAUCUUUAGAGUGGAACUUCUCACAGACGAUCAAGGGAAAGAUGCCAUUGAUGCCUACAUGAGCGCAGCUGGACGCAAGCUGACUUCAGAACAGUUUGACACCAUCUUACACAGCUUCCAGCAAAGCGGAAGCCCUUUGCAUCUGAAACUCAUGCUAGACAUGGCCAAGCAGUGGUCCUCCUGGACCUCCAUGUCUAGUGUUCACCUGGGCAUCUCUGCACAGGAAGUGAUGACACAGUUUGUGCAAUCACUUGAGGAGAACCAUGGGAAGAAGCUAGUUAGUCAUGCUUUGAGCUUCAUAUUGUUAUCAAGAUGUGGACUAUCAGAGGCAGAGUUACAGGAUGUCUUGUCAUUAGAUAAUGAUGUUCUGGCCGAGAUCUAUAAGUACUGGCUUCCUCCAAGCCACACGCUCCUGCGAUUCCCGCGACUUCAUUGGUCACGUCUCCGGCAUGACCUGAGAGCUCAUCUGGUGGAGAGAUGGGAGGGUGGUGUUAUUCUGCUGGGUUUUGCUCACAGGCAGUUCAAAGAGCUGGUAAGGAAGAGAUAUUUGUCACGUGAUAUGAAGGCUGACAUGCACGCCAUCCUCGCUGAAUAUUUCUCAGGACAGUGGAGUCAAGGGCAGCUCAGGCCUAUUCUUCUGCCCUCACUAACCACACUGCUAAAUGCUGACAGAAAGGUACCAUCACAGCCCUUGUGGUUCACUGGAGAAAUUGCCAAUUUACGGAAGCUUCAUGAACUGCCCUAUCACCUCGCUCAUGCAGGCAAAUGGGAGGAGCUACGCGAAUCAGUGCUCGGCAGUCUGGAUUGGUUGUGUUGUAAAACUCUGCAGUGUGGCGUGAGCUGUGUUAUUCAGGACCUGUCGCUUUGCACUGACCUCACAGACUGUCCUGAGAUACAAAUGCUGAAAGAGACAUUUCUGCUGCUUAAGCCCUCAUUAGAUUUUAGCGAUGGCCAUGUGGAUCCCUCACUUUUGGUCACAGAGAUCUUCACCAGGCUGCAGGGUCUUGCUGAUCUCUACCCCUCUAUGAUUGGUCAGCUGUGUUCUCAGUGCGUGGACUGGUUUAGUUCCUGUACUGACCCAGUGCUUGUGCCCAAAUGCAGCUUCUUUCAGGCCCCUGGGGGCCCACUGAAGAGCACCCUCACGGGCUUCACAAAAGGGGUAAAGGCCGUUGUGCUGUGCUCAAAGAGGGAGCUGCUGGUAGCAGGUUCAGAGGAUGGGCUGAUCAUAGUCUGGAGUCUAAGCCAUCUACAGACUCUUCAUACUCUUUCUGGACACACAGCGGGGGUGCUGUCCCUGAAGAUGGUGGAUAAAACCAAUAACUGUCUGUCUACUGCACUUGAUGGCACACUGAGAAAAUGGUGUCUGAUAAGUGGACAACAGCUUUUCUGCAUCACUGAUGCAGUGUCUGUCCAAACACACACCCCUGCACAUGUCCAUUUGAUUGAAGAAAAGAAGAUUAUCAUAACCAAUCCAAGCAGCCUAGUUAAAGCUUGGCACUUGGACACUGCUGAGCCUCUGUAUGAGGUGACAGCGGGGGUUUGUUCUGUUCUUGGUGUAGUGGGGGAUGCCAUAGCAUGCAUAUGCAGUGAGGGGGCGCUCUGUUUUUAUGACAUAUCCACUGGCGUGCAGAAUUCCCAGACCCCCCUACCCUGCUCUGCUGGACACCAUAAUAUCACCUGCUCUCUGACACUCACCAAAUAUGCCAAGAUACUCAUUGCUUUUGGGGAAGGCCGUCUACAUUCGGUAUGGAGCCAUGGAAUUGAGUCUGUGGUUGAUCUUCCUACUCCAGCUUUGUUCCUCAGAACAUCUGAGGAUGAAAAACUGCUGUUUGCAGGUGCCUUUACACGAUGUGACCGAACAUUGUGCGUGUUCCUUGUGACACUGACUUCAAUGCAGAAGGUUCUGGAUCUUCACCAUGAUGCAUCUGUCCUAUGUGCCGUCUCAAGCAGUGAAGGAAGUGAAAUCAUCACAAGUGCCCAGGAUCGGAUUAUACGGGUGUGGAGCGUAACCACAGGAGCCCUGCUGGACUGGAUCGGUGUGAUGGAUUCUGCUGUGUCCACUUUGGCUGUACAUCAGCGCACUAUUAUCUCUGCCUCUGUUAUUGCCAACCAGCUCAAAGUAUGGCAGCUGGACUACAACACCAAAGACAGGAGCAAGAGUUUCAUCCCAGCAUACUGCCCCCUAGUGGUCCUGUCGAAAGACGGUGAUACUGUAUUCUUUGUCAAAGAGGGAAAUGAAACAGAAGUUUUCACCUGGAGCUGUUCGGAAGGUCUACAGACAGACAGUAUGGAUGUGUCCUCAGAAGUGUGCUGCAUGGAAUUAGCCCAGCAGAAACAUCUACUCUUCUGUGGACUGCGGACUGGUACCAUCCUUAUUUACCCACUGGACUUUGCCCUAGAAACCCUGUGUCUGCCACCUCCAGAAAGCCUACCAACGGUACGCAGCAUGGCUAUCAGCCCACGGGAGGACAGAAUGGCCGUGGCAUAUGAGGAUGCGGUCUGUCUGUUUGAGAUUACAGCGAGGGACAGUUUCCCCUGUGUGGACGGCCCAUUUGAGAGGUACUCCUUGUGCUUACUGCAUUCUCCAAUCUCCGCCAUGGCUCUGCUGUCCGACUGCAGGCUGCUCUAUGGGACCUUUGGUGGUGAAGUUGUAAUCUAUGAUUUUAAGAGCGCCAGGGCAGCUGAGCUGGAUCACCACGGUGCAGCCAUAACCUGCAUCACCAUGAGCAACUGGGACGCACAAGCUUUGAUUGGCUCUCAAGACUGUGUUCAGAAGUUGUGGAAUCUGAGUCCUGUCUUGUUGAAUCACACCAUGGAGUACAAGGGUUUCUAUUUUGAAGGUGUCCUUUGUGCUGUCUUCUCAAUAAAUGAUAAAUAUGUCUUCACUGGAUCCCUGGACAAAACCAUCAAAGUCUGGGAUGUCUCUAGUGGUUGUUUGCUAUACAUCCAGUACGUCUACUCUCCAAUUAUAAAGAUGAUGCCACACAAGGACGGGUUUGUAGCUGUGUCCCAGCAUGGAUCUUUCAUCAAGGAAGGCUUCCAGUGUCCAGACACCCUCAAACCUGGAUACAACCCCCUCCGUAACUUCCAAGCACAUUACCGAGUCACCUCUCGGGAGAAAAGCCUGAAUGCUCCACAAACCAUGAUCAGCGAGCUGCCAGAUUAUAACCCUGCUCAGUUUAAUUUCAUUGGCAUCGGUUUGAUGAAAACCAAACCAUCUAACACGUGUGUUCUCUUGUAAGUACGUCCUACAUUCUCUUACGAACCCCAGAACCCCACAUUUGUAUAGAAUUAGGCUUUAUGCUAGGAUAUCAUGUGUAAUUUCAUAUCUGUAAUUACAUAGCAAUAACUGUGUAAUUACAUAAGAAAUUAAUUAGGAAUAAUAAAACAAUUGACUAUUUAGUCAUUUUUAUAGCAAUUUAAUCAAUUGUACAAUUGUUGUGUAAAAAGUAAACAGCGUGUAAAGGUCAGCAUGUUGUAAAAUAUAUUUUAAUAACAUUACAGAUAAUAUAAACAAAGACAGGGACUGAAAAAAUAGAAUUUUUUUUGUUAGUGCUGAUUUAAUCACAGCUUUUGGCUCACAGUAUAAAAAGGUAAUUAUCACAUUCUUUGCAUCUAACUUGUAACGUGUUAUAACUUGGUAUUUCAAUGGCAGUGCAUCAUUAAAUUCCAAUGCAAGCACAUGGUGAAAAGUGGUCAUACAAAACCAGUCAAGGCUUUCUGUUGCAACAAAGGUUUUGGGUCCUGUUAGAUUUCCUCUUCUUCUGUUGAACGGUUCUGAUUUGACAGAGCUGUACUGAAGCCAGUGACAUCAUACAUAUCUGAAGAACAGACAAAUCAUUUAUCAUCCUCAAUGUAAAGAGCUAGUUCGUUUUGUCUUUCUGCACAUGCAUUUAGUGUAUCCUACCAACAGGUUAUCAGCUAUAAGUCAGAGAUAAUGUUUCUAUGGUUGUAUUGUAGUGGCUCAAUAUGGGUUUUACUGUGAUGUGACUUUGGGUGGCUACUCAUGUGUAAUUAAUUAAUUAAUUGUAAUAUGUUUAAGAGAGUCCUGUAUGAAGAGAUCACUUUAUUUUUUAACUGAAAUAACAUUUAUACAUACAGUGGGAUCCAAAAGACAGAUGAAAAUUUUUCUAUUUUGCAGAUUUUUAAAAAAAUGGUUACAUGAAUUUUGGAUUUUUUUUGACAUGUCCUCUUUUUGCUGUACUGACAGCAGGCACACAAGCUAUAUGUACCCCACAAUUUGGGGCAAAAACUGAUCCAAAUCAUCCUGGAUUUUAUGAAUGUUCUAAGAAGCAUCAAUGGAAGCAUGCAAAUCUGACUUUUUGUAAUGAGGGAAUAGAUGUUUUGGUCCACUGUACUCUUUGUAGUUUUUAAUUCCAUAACAUAUCUAGAAGGGGGAAAAUAAUAAUGAUAUCUAUACAAUCUAUAUUUUAAAAAUAAGCAUUUGUUUCUGUGUAAUUUCUUUGUGUGAGGGAAUUAAAUAUAGUAAAUUAAUAUAGUUAUAUGUUAGAAAUUAAAUGUUAUAUAAUAUUGAUCAAAUUUGCUAUUGUUGAUUUAUUUGCUAUUUAUUGUUAAAAAUAAAUAACAGUAGUAGAUUUACCAUCUAUAUGUUUUGCUGAAAUUUAUUCUCCCACUUACAGACAAUCUCUCCCUAAUAUAUUUAGAAAAUUAUUGAUGUGCUAUAACUCAACAUUGGAAAUAAAUGGAACAAAUUAAA